GCUUACCCAGGAGACUCCGGGCCACAAGCCUGCUUUGGAAAGGAAAAACACAAACUGCAAUUAAUCUGCUUCAAGAUGAUGUCCUCGUCGCAGACCCAGGCACUAAAUGUCAUUACAGCAACCUCGCCUUCUCACUGUUGGCUCAUGUGAUGGCCGAGCGAGUGGCUGCCGUGGACUACCAGCGCUGGAUCACAGACAACAUCCUGGAUCGGCUGGGGAUGGAGGACACUGGCUUCGACAUCACCCCAGGGCUCCAGAGCCAGGUGGCCGUGGGAGUGUACUCCAACGGGAAGCCGGCGCCACUCUACGACCUGGGCUGGUACCGGCCCUCAGGUCAGAUGUUUUCCACUGCUGCAGACAUGGCCAAGCUCGCUAUGAUGCUGCUGGGCGCAUAUCACCGCAAGAUGCUAGAGCCAGACUCAUUGAAGAUCAUGCUGACCCCCCUCUUCAGGUGUGAAAAGGACUACUUUGCCAACCGUACUGGGACGCCAUGGGAGGUGAAUGAGUUCAUGGGCUACGAGAUGGUUCGUAAAGAUGGCGAUCUGGACGGGUACUCUGCCACCUUCUCCCUGGUGUCAAAACUGAAGCUCGGUCUGGUGGUGUUAAUGGCUGGUAGCCGGUCUGAGAAGCAGGACCUGGUCACUAAGGCCUACUCCUACAUCAUACCAGCUAUAGAAAGAGCCUUUAGGGAUGCUACAAAGGCCCUUAAUCCUCCGCCAAAACCAGAACCUUACAUCGGCUUUUUCACCUACAGCAACAUCACCUUCUAUGAGAUCAAAGUCGGGCCAGACGGCGUUCUGAUCAUGCAACAGUUUGGGCCUCAAAUUGAAGAGCUGAUCCCAGAGAAGUACAGGACAAUAAAGCUGAACUACCUGGUGGACCGGGUGUUCAGAGUUGUUUUUGAAAAAGAGUACCCUUGUGUUUUGCAAGUAGGCACAGCCUCAGUGUCCCUGGAAGCCCAAGAUGGCCAGCUUUUUAACUUCUACAUAUUUGACAAGCGUGGUUUGUCCCCUGGCUUCGAUGCACCAGGACUUAACACGUACAAUGUGGUAAGAAUAGCCCGCAGACCAACUUUCUCGAGCUGAACUGCAGUGAUGCUUCGACCUAAAGACAACUGGUAUGUCCUUGGGACAUGUCAGGUGUUGUAAACAAAAAGAGGUGUGAAUACUAAAAGACUAAAUGGAAAAGUUGGUAUCAAUUGUGUGGACAAAGAUAGGAUUGUGCUCUUGAUAAACAAAGAGCACAGAGAGUGACGGCAUAAUGAAUAAUGUCUUGCAAGGGAAAUAUAUGCUUUCCCUGAGAAAUUAUGUAUAUGACUGUCCUUCAUUAUGGAUCCCAACUGAACAUUCACUUUAUUGUGAUAUAUGCAUUUGUUUUUCCUGCCUUCUUUCAAACCACUGUAACAUUGUCUUGGUCUUUUCUGUCCUUGAAUUUCAAUGAAAGAGAAAAGCAGAACUCUGGUUCUCAACAAACUCCUGUUCUGGUCAUGUAUAUGAAUAUCAACAUAGACAUCCUUUUCAAUUAUUGAACUAUGACUGCUAUUUCUAAAAACCCUAACACCAAGCACAUACAUAUUCACAAAAUUGGUAAGGGGAACAAAUAUUUAAUUUCUUUGUUACUAUGAACUCUGCUUGUGGCAGCUAGAUCGUAUUUAUGAAAAUGCAUCACGUUAUUUAAAUGUGGAUGUUGCCACAGGUAGAGUGCUGCCUAUUAAAUUAUUGAAUUGAAUGAAUUAUUCAUGAAAAUUAUUUUGGUUCCCCAAUGAGAGGUGACUAGGGACAGAGAGGCUUUUGCUGCUUGUGUGACUUCUUGCUGUUUAACCCUUAGAAAUGGACUCUAAUUUGUCCGAAGUCCCAACCUCUAACUCCAGUAUGAAUAAUACACUGCUCUGCUGCAGGUGUAUCCAAGUGUGCAAAAAUAACAAUCAUAAAGCAAAGGCUGAUGUUUAACCUUUUAUAUUAGAUUGUGUGUCGGAUGGAAAUGGAAUAUGAAAAUGUUGCUUAGGCUUGGAGCACCAGGUGCAACGAGCGAAAUUAGGGGAAUGCUGAGAAAUUAACCUACUAUUUCCAUUUCAUCCGGCUGUGGGUGGAAAUAUUGAAACAGCAAUUCAGCUAUGUAAUGCAAUGUUGUCACGGGCCACAGAUGAAUUCUGAUGCAUUGUAAGAGUUAAAAUGAAGUCAUGGGUCAUGCAGUAUUGUAAGUCAUACUGAAACAAAACUGCCCCAACAUGCAAAGGAUACUUUGAGAUGAUCUGCUGCUAUGGUUAAGACUUGUUAUUUUGGAUGUAAUAUGAGGCUUUUAAGCUUUCAGAAAAGCAACCUUCCCAAUGCAACCAUGAUGAUGAAUAAAAUGCUGCAUUCAUGUUUCA
Molecule: messenger RNA, 2368 nt
Organism: Notothenia coriiceps (black rockcod)
Lineage: Eukaryota; Metazoa; Chordata; Actinopteri; Perciformes; Nototheniidae
Product: putative beta-lactamase-like 1
Exons: 2
Source: RefSeq, a predicted model, not a curated record